Molecule: messenger RNA, 1850 nt
Organism: Phodopus roborovskii (desert hamster)
Lineage: Eukaryota; Metazoa; Chordata; Mammalia; Rodentia; Cricetidae
Gene: Gabrb3
Product: gamma-aminobutyric acid type A receptor subunit beta3
Exons: 9
Coding region: 119-1540 (473 amino acids)
Biological process (GO): regulation of membrane potential; signal transduction; nervous system process
Cellular component (GO): GABA-A receptor complex; membrane; synapse
Molecular function (GO): extracellular ligand-gated monoatomic ion channel activity; neurotransmitter receptor activity; GABA-A receptor activity
Source: RefSeq, a predicted model, not a curated record
CGCCUCCUCCGCUCUGGGCCAGCGCGGCGGCGGCGGUGGCAGCAGCAGCAGCAGCCCCGGCUGCGGGUCGCGACGGCGGCGGGGCGCCCCCUCCCCCGUGCCGGGGCGCGGCGAAGGGAUGUGGGGCUUUGCGGGAGGAAGGCUUUUCGGCAUCUUCUCGGCCCCGGUGCUGGUGGCGGUGGUUUGCUGCGCCCAGAGCGUAAACGACCCCGGGAACAUGUCCUUUGUGAAGGAGACAGUCGACAAGCUGUUGAAAGGCUACGACAUUCGUCUGAGACCCGACUUCGGGGGUCCCCCAGUCUGCGUGGGGAUGAACAUCGACAUCGCCAGCAUCGACAUGGUUUCUGAAGUCAACAUGGAUUAUACCUUAACUAUGUAUUUCCAACAAUAUUGGAGAGAUAAAAGGCUCGCCUAUUCUGGGAUACCUCUCAACCUCACGCUUGACAAUCGAGUGGCUGACCAGCUCUGGGUGCCCGACACAUAUUUCUUAAAUGACAAAAAGUCAUUUGUGCAUGGAGUGACAGUGAAAAACCGAAUGAUCCGCCUCCACCCAGAUGGGACAGUGCUGUAUGGGCUCAGGAUCACCACCACAGCGGCAUGCAUGAUGGACCUCAGAAGAUACCCACUGGAUGAACAAAACUGCACCCUGGAAAUCGAAAGCUAUGGCUACACCACGGAUGACAUUGAAUUUUACUGGCGUGGCGGGGACAAGGCUGUCACUGGCGUGGAAAGGAUCGAGCUCCCACAGUUCUCCAUUGUGGAGCACCGUCUGGUCUCCAGGAAUGUUGUCUUCGCCACAGGUGCCUACCCUCGACUUUCAUUGAGUUUUCGGUUGAAGAGAAACAUUGGUUACUUCAUUCUUCAGACGUAUAUGCCCUCAAUACUGAUCACAAUCCUCUCGUGGGUGUCCUUCUGGAUCAAUUAUGAUGCAUCUGCUGCUCGAGUUGCUCUUGGGAUCACCACCGUGCUCACCAUGACAACGAUCAACACUCACCUUCGGGAGACUCUGCCCAAAAUCCCCUAUGUCAAAGCCAUCGACAUGUACCUGAUGGGUUGCUUCGUCUUUGUGUUCCUGGCCCUUCUGGAGUAUGCCUUCGUCAACUACAUUUUCUUCGGGAGAGGUCCCCAAAGGCAGAAGAAGCUUGCAGAGAAGACGGCGAAAGCCAAGAAUGACCGUUCAAAGAGCGAAAGCAACCGGGUGGAUGCUCAUGGGAAUAUCCUAUUAACGUCGCUGGAGGUUCACAAUGAAAUGAAUGAUGUGGCAGGCAGCGUUGGUGACACCAGGAAUUCAGCAAUAUCCUUUGACAACUCAGGAAUCCAGUAUAGGAAACAGAGCAUGCCCAGGGAAGGGCAUGGGCGGUACAUGGGAGAUAGAAGCAUCCCGCACAAGAAGACCCACCUACGGAGGAGGUCUUCACAGCUCAAAAUCAAAAUCCCUGAUCUAACCGAUGUGAAUGCCAUAGACAGAUGGUCCCGGAUCGUGUUUCCAUUCACAUUUUCUCUUUUCAAUUUAGUUUACUGGCUGUACUAUGUUAACUGAGUGGCUGUACUUGACUUUUCAAAGACUACUUCAUUUAACACUGAGUGAAAUAUUACCCUGCCUGUCAAGUUUUUAUACCAGUACACACACACACACACACACACACACACACACACACACAAUUGUAUAUAUAUGUGAACUUUCUCAACAUAUAUAUAAAAGACAUGGGUAUAUGAGGAUGUAUGCGUAUAUGUUUAUAUACGCAGGUGUGAGCAUCUGUGUAUGUAAAACAAAUACGCAUACAUACCAUACAUUUUGCAACUAUGGACAAUUUAACACAGGAUGCAUAUUAAAGAAAGUCAUAGCUUUC